Dimorphilus gyrociliatus is the source of this 1753-nucleotide messenger RNA. The record is from the annotation of a GenBank genome assembly. NCBI's taxonomy places the organism in Eukaryota, Metazoa, Annelida, Polychaeta, Dinophilidae.
AAUGCGAGUGAUCCUAUGGUUACUUUAUGAUGGAGCUUUUCUGAGUUAUGAAACAAAAGAACUGCCUAUUGGUCGAGCUUUGAAAAUUCCUUCAUUAAGCAAUCCUAGAUACUAUGCUAUAAACUUUGAAAUUUCAGCAGAAGGAAAUAAACCUCCAAAGGUUUGUAAUAACACCAAAAGUACAUUUGGUUCACCUACUAUAAAUAGGCCAAAUGGUGGAGGAGAUUACUUAAAUCUAAUUUUACAUCCAAGUUUCCCUUGCCCUGGAUAUAUAGUAAGCUUCAAAAUAUUUCGAAAAGUAACUGGAAUAGGUUUUAUUGGAAUUUGGAGACCAGUUCCAGACCAAGUCAAUCCUCUUAAAUUCAAAUUGCUCCAUAUAAUUCAAAUAGAAAGUGGAACAGCAUUAACAGAGAAAACUGUAACUCUCUUGAAGCCUUUGCCUAUAGAAAAGGAUGAUGUCUACAGUGUUAUUCAUAAGAAGAACCAUAUGCAUAUUAUAGCAAAUGAUUAUGCUCAAACUGACUAUCCUUCAGUAUACUCUGAGGAUGUCUUUUAUGAAAAUGUAUAUGUCGGUUUUGAACUAAAUUGUGGAAAUUCACAAUUUCUAAACAGAAUUUACUCAAUUGAAUUCACAAUUGAUAAAGAUUCAAAUUUAAAUAUCAUAAAAAGUAAUUUGGCAAGAGGAAAGCAAUCUUUUCAAAGCUCUAUUGCAUUUUUCAAUAAUCAUCUAUAUAAACCAGAAUAUGCAAAUGAUGAACACAUUGAAAUUGGUGAUAAGGAUAAAUAUUUUAAAUGUUCAAAAACUGCUGAACAACCGGAAAGUACGUCAUGGUGGUCAAUUGAUUUGGCUAGUGUUUAUGAAAUUACUGAAAUUUGCUUGCUGAAUAUAGACAGUGAUGAGGAAUAUUUGAAACUACAAAAGUUUACAAUUUCAAUUUUCAAUGAUUUGGAUGAUAAUACAGGAAUUUCGAAAUACUUUCAAGGACAAGUAAACAGGCCAAUUUCAGUUGAUAUUGAUGAUUAUAGCUGCUAUAACAUAAAUAGCACAGUUGGAUCAAUUGUUAAAAUAGAAUUAACAACACCAAAUACAUCAUUAAUAAUUUGUGAUGUAAUUAUCUCUGGAAAAUAUUUCAGAAAUUCAAAAUUCAAUUUAUUGAAUUUUUAUGAUAUUAAAAGAACUGAAAGUGGAGGACAACAUUUGAAUUUUUUCAAAGAGAAUGCAUACGACAGAAAUUAUUCAACAAAAUUUCUUUCGAUAAUAGAUGUUGCUGUUGAAAAUAUUCAAUCAUACCUUCUAAUUGAUAUGGCAAAAAUUAAAGCUAUGUUCUAUAACAAUACUGCUGUGGACACUCUUACAUUGAAUUCAUUAACUGAUGAUAUUUAUUACAAGAAUGACACAUUUUGGUUUGAACCUAUGGAAAAUCUACGAAUCUUUCCUAAUGGUUUGUCUUUAUUAAAAGUAUUCAAUAUUGCAGUUGUCAGUAAUUCAAUUGCUACGUUUACUACUGUCAUGAGAAAUUUACUAGAAAAUCGAGGUUAUAACGUUCAUUCUAUUACUAUAAAGUAUAAAAAUACUCAUACCUACUGUAUGAAAUUCCCACUGGAACUCAUUGAUUAUCUCUAUAUGUAUUCACAAAAACUACAUGGUUUGAAUGAGAUUGACCUACUUUUAAUUCCAAAAUUCUCUUUUAUCGGUUGGUUAUAUUAUAACAUUAGGGUUAACCCUAACCCUAACCCUAACACUGAAAAAUAG